GGUAACUCUAAUUAUCAACGUCAUUGUCAACAAACAUGGAAGAGCAGCUGGCAGCCUAUCGAGCGAAGAAGGCGAAAGAAAAGGAGGCGUCCAAAGGAUCAUUGUCUUCGGCAGUUUACAGCUUUACUUCAGGAAUUCUCAGCUCACGGAAAAGGGAAAACAGUCCUCAAAGUGUACAUCAGCAACAAUCAGCAACAGCUGCCCACACAGGAGGUUCUGUCACCAUAUCUACUGAAGGAGACAUCAUCACGGAAGAGAAACCAUUCUUCUCCACAGAGACGAUACUGAAGAUUAUCCUGUGGUUCUUGCUGUGGGGAGUGUUUGUGGAACUGGGGUUUGGAGCUGUAUAUUUCAUUGUGUCUUUGUCCAUCAUACUAUAUAGGAACACAAGGACAGGUCCUAGACGGGAUGGCCGCCUCAGUGCAUACUCUGUGUUCAAUCCAAACUGUGAGAGAUUGGACGGGACAUUCACUGCUGAACAGUUCGAGAAGGAACUGAGACAUGGCGCAGGUUCAGUUCAUUGAUGCUGUGACAUUGAGGGAGAUACAAGGGUUGUUGCCAUGAUGUGAGACGUGAUCAGUUCUUGCAGUGACAUUGGGCAUGAUCAGUUGUUGCCAUGACAUGGGGCGUGAUCAGUUGUUGCCGUGACAUUGGGCGUGAUCAGUUGUUGCCGUGACAUUGGGCGUGAUCAGUUCAUUGUUACUGUUAGAUGAACAAGGGUUGUUGCUGUCACAUGGCACAAUAUCAGUUCAUUGUUACUGACUAACUGGUUUACUGACUAACUUUCUGCAGUGCACAUUUUAGUUUAAGGUGUAUGUUAUUGAUAAUUGUUAGCACUUGCUCUACAUAUGUAUUGAUACCAUGGUAAAAUUGCAAUACAUGUAUAUACAAAAGACACAUAUGCAGUAUGGUUCAAAUGCAGCACUGACAUAGAGGUACAAAAUAAAGGAUUCUCGUGUGCUGUAUGAAAUUUCUGUGCAGCAUGUGGUGUAUUUGUUGUCAUUUCUGUACUGAUUUAUCUUUCAAGCUGUAUUUUAAGUCUUAUUUGUCUCUAUUUCUUUUCAUGUAUUUUUAGUUGGAUGACAUGCAUAUCUUGUGAAACAGGUAAAUCACUAUUCUUAAUGAAUGGCCAGUUACUUAUCCUCAGCCUAAAAACUCCAAAGAUUAAAAAGGAAACUUAAAACUUGGAGUUCUUCAUGGCACAAAACUCAGAAUACUUACUGAGGAUGCAUUGAAUAGAAAAAUAUUUGCUUUGCAGAACAAACAUCAUGGCUGCUGUUACACAUGGUUGUGACUAAUGUAUGUUUUAUCUGGGCUGGUGUAUUGUCAUGCUUUGUACUUAUCUGGGCUCAUUGUUUGGUGAUACGAAUGAAAAGCUUAGGUUUGGAUUUAUUAUGUGCUCUUGAAAACCUUUUCAAAAUCAUUUCAAUACAAUGAAUCAGGGAUAGCUGGAAAGAUUGAUAAUUUAAAAUAUCUUCCAUGGAAAGAACUAGUCAUGAUUAUAUGAAUUACAUGAAAAUUGGGUGAUUUAUAAGAUCAUACAUGCACUAUUGUGAUGAAAUAAAGUGUUAAUUUACCAAAACAGACUUGCGCCAAAAACGAUGGGCAAUCAGUUCAUGCAUGUCACCAGUCACAAGGGACAUGACAAAAGUUGAUUUCUUUUGGAUGUUCUUGUUCAAAGUUACUAUUCCAAAUAAUUAUUGAUAAUCGAUUGAUAUUAAGAUAACCAUCAAUAGCCAGCUUUGCAAAAUAUGCUAAAAGAAUAUGAUUAAUGAGAUCUCAAAAUCCUGCAAUGAUUCAGUCAAACAGUCCUAACCUGACAUGCUGAGAAGGAAAAUGUGUGCACUUGUAAAUACUUAAGUCGGUGUUGCCAAACGUCUUUCAUGUCAGAACUGGUGGAUGACAUCAUGAAUCAGUCUUGUUAUAUUACUUCAUUGGUGUGAAGGUUUUCCUCAUAUGUAAAUAAACAGCUUGUGUAUCCA
Messenger RNA from Haliotis rubra (blacklip abalone), 1982 nucleotides. RefSeq names its product SAYSvFN domain-containing protein 1-like. The transcript has 2 exons. The record is from RefSeq and is a predicted model, not a curated record. NCBI's taxonomy places the organism in Eukaryota, Metazoa, Mollusca, Gastropoda, Lepetellida, Haliotidae. The coding region runs from base 36 to 524 and encodes 162 amino acids.